CCAAGAGGUGCAGCCUUCCAGUACUCAUCCUAAAUCUGCUUCACCAUGGCUGAAAAAUUUGAAAUUGCGAACUUGGAGCUCAAAUCUGGAGAGAGUCUGAAGCUGAAGGGAAAACUUUCAGAUGAUGCCAAGAACUUUUCCUUCAAUUUGGGCACCAGCCCUGGUGAUAUUGGUCUACAUUUUAACCCACGCCUAAAUGAAAAUGUAAUUGUAUGCAAUUCCAAACGCAGCAACGGCUGGGAAGCCGAGCAAAGAAGUGGACACAUGUGCUUUACACCGGGGACGGAUAUCAAGAUCUCAAUCAAGUUUGGUGGUGACAAGUUUGAUGUGAAGCUUCCUGAUGGUCACGAAAUCUCUUUCCCCAAUCGCCAUGGCUAUGAUAAACUUACAUAUCUCUCAGUCAAAGGAGACUUCAAAGUUAAUUCUUUUAAAUAUGAAUGAUAACUCCUUUUAUUACCUGGUCCAAUAAAGAUCAUAGUGAAAAACAAAUAUCGUU
This is a messenger RNA of Nanorana parkeri, 496 nucleotides long. It is a transcript of the gene LGALS2, whose product is annotated as galectin 2. Bases 46 to 441 code for a protein of 131 amino acids. The record is from RefSeq and is a predicted model, not a curated record. The transcript is spliced from 4 exons. Gene Ontology annotation, molecular function: carbohydrate binding. Lineage: Eukaryota; Metazoa; Chordata; Amphibia; Anura; Dicroglossidae.